This is a messenger RNA of Echinops telfairi (small Madagascar hedgehog), 924 nucleotides long. RefSeq names its product mas-related G-protein coupled receptor member H-like. The transcript has a single exon. The record is from RefSeq and is a predicted model, not a curated record. Gene Ontology annotation, cellular component: membrane. Bases 1 to 924 code for a protein of 307 amino acids. Lineage: Eukaryota; Metazoa; Chordata; Mammalia; Afrosoricida; Tenrecidae. Gene Ontology annotation, molecular function: angiotensin receptor activity. Gene Ontology annotation, biological process: G protein-coupled receptor signaling pathway.
AUGGAGCUAUUUAAAGUGACCUUGAGUCCUGUGGAACCCACGCUCUACACCAGAAACUCAUCCUUGGAUAAAGCAGGUGGGUCCACAGAGCCCUCCAUAGAGACCCUUUCCAUGAGCACUUACAUCUACAUUCCCAUGCUCAUCUGUCUCCUGGGAAUAGGGGGCAAUGGACUGAUGAUCAUCUUUCUCACCUUCUACAUCAAAAGGAAGCCUUUCACGGUCUACAUUCUGCACCUCGCCACGGCUGACUUCAUGGUCCUCCUCUCUACAAUUAUCUUGCAGCUGAUAAACUUUUCUAGUGAAGACCUCCAGAAGUACAUCAUUUACAUGGAGAUUUUCGGCUACAACACGGGUCUCCACCUCCUCACUGCCAUCAGCGUGGAACGGUGCCUUUCCGUGCUCUACCCCAUCUGGUAUCAAUGCCGGCGCCCCAAGCACCAGUCGGCUGUGAGCUGCACCGUGCUGUGGGCACACUCUUUCCUUGUGUCAGGCUUAGAGAACUUCUUUUGUGUCUUUCAGCUGGAGCCUCAACUUCCAGAAUGCCGAGACGUGUACAUCUUUUCAUGCGUCUUGACCUUUGUCUUUGUCUGUCUCAUGGUCUUCUCCAAUCUGAUCCUCUUUGUCAAAGUUGGCUGUAACCGGAAACCACGCCAACCAGCCAAACUCUAUGUGAUCGUCACCGCCACGGUGGUCCUGUUCCUUGUCUUUGCCAUCCCUCUGAAGGUCCUGCUCAUUGUGGCUUACUACAGCAGUGAUGAGUCUGUGUGGGACUUCUUCCCUUACUUGAAUAUGCUGUCCACUAUCAAUUGCAGCGUCAACCCCAUUGUUUAUUUUGUGGUGGGCAGUAUCAGAAGGAGAAAGGGCAGGAAGUCCUUAAAAGAAGUCCUGCAAAGGGUCUUUGAGGAAAAACCCAUGCUAACUUGA